This is a messenger RNA of Hibiscus syriacus, 1978 nucleotides long. RefSeq names its product CBS domain-containing protein CBSCBSPB3. The transcript is spliced from 14 exons. The record is from RefSeq and is a predicted model, not a curated record. Bases 180 to 1772 code for a protein of 530 amino acids. Lineage: Eukaryota; Viridiplantae; Streptophyta; Magnoliopsida; Malvales; Malvaceae. Gene Ontology annotation, molecular function: protein binding.
AAAGAAAAAAGGAACAACAGUGAGGCUGAAGCUCUGAAAGUCUGAAACAAAUCACCAAGGAAGAGAAAGGGAGUGGUCAACGAGGGAAGGCCACUCAAGUUGCCAAACCCUAAUAACCUUUCAUCUUCUUCAAAAGUUUUUUUCGAUCGAUCGAGAAUUGAGCAAAAUCAAUCGAGAAAAUGACCAACCAAUCGGUGCCUCUCCCGCCGCAAUCCCGUCGGAAUUCUCAUAGAAGAGGCCUUUCUGCCCCCGACAAGUCUCACACCUCCGACAAUGCCAUGCCCACUUCUCCCUCUUCCAUCAAUGGCGAGAGGGCGGUGAAGAAACUGAGGUUGUCCAAAGCCCUCACCAUCCCUGAAGGAACCACUGUGUUCGAGGCUUGUAGGCGAAUGUCAGCUCGUCGUAUGGAUGCCGUGUUGCUCACAGAUGCCAAUGGCUUACUCUCUGGGAUCGUUACUGACAAGGACAUUGCCACUAGAGUAAUAGCAGAAGGGUUGAGGCCGGAGCAAACAGUAGUAUCUAAGAUCAUGACACGUAGUCCAAUUUUUGUUAAUUCGGACUCUUUGGCCAUCGAUGCACUUCAGAAGAUGGUUCAAGGAAAAUUCAGGCAUCUCCCUGUUGUGGAAAAUGGUGAAGUGAUUGCCAUGUUGGAUAUUGCAAAAUGCCUUUUUGAUGCCAUCUCUAGAAUGGAGAAGGCUGCUGAGCAAGGAAGUGCAAUUGCUGCUGCAGUGGUGGGAGUUGAACGCCAGUGGGGAAGCAAUGCACCGUAUGCCUUCAUAGAAACUUUGAGGGAGCGGAUGUUCAAGCCGUCAUUGUCAACAAUAAUUGCUGAAAAUUCAAAGGUUGCAAUUGUUUUAUCAUCGGAUCCUGUCUGUGUUGCUGCAAAAAAGAUGCGAGAGCUGCGAGUUAGUUCAGUUGUUAUAGUGACAGGGAACAAAAUUCAGGGGAUACUAACUUCAAGGGACAUCCUUAUGCGAGUUGUAGCACAAAAUCUCUCCCCUGAGCUAACUUUGGUGGAAAAGGUUAUGACACCAAACCCUGAAUGUGCGAGAGUGGAAACAUCAAUCCUUGACGCACUUCAUAUAAUGCAUGAUGGGAAGUUUUUACAUCUUCCUGUUCUAGAGAAAGAUGGAACUGUUGUUGCUUGUCUAGAUGUUCUGCAUAUCACUCAUGCAGCAAUUUCUAUGGUUGAAAGUAGCCCUGGAGCUGUUAAUGGCAUGGCAAGCACAUUGAUGCAAAAAUUCUGGGAUUCCGCCCUUUCUUUGCAGCCACCAGAUGAUUAUGACACACAGAGCGAAAUAUCGGCAAUCAUGACAUCGGAGGGGGCAGAUGCUGGAAAGCUAUCAUCCUAUCCUUCCCUAGGCCUUGGAAACUCAUUUUAUUUCAAAUUUGAGGAUCCUAAGGGUCGUGUACAUCGAUUCAGUUUUGGUUAUGAGAAUUUAGACGAGCUUUUAUCAGCUAUAACACAAAGAAUUCGUUCCCAUAAUGAUCAUAGUCAUCCUCAGCUCUUGUAUGAAGAUGAUGAAGGUGAUAAGGUUUUACUCACCACCGAUGGUGAUCUUAUUGCUGCCGUUAACCAUACGAGAUCACGGGGGCUAAAGGUUUUACGAUUGUAUCUGGAUUUUUCUGAUUCCGCUCAACAGACAAUGUCAGAAUCAACUGUGGCCGCCCAGGGAACUGGAGGGGUCGGUUUUCACACAGGUCUAUUGGCGGGUGCCAUUGUCUUAACCAGCAUCGGCAUGCUUCUGUACUUAAAGCGUACAAAACCAUGAGGUUGUGCUGGUUUAUAACUAGGGAAGGAAACAUUGGAGUUUUCAGAGUAAUUAUCCUUGAAUCACCGAUUAAGUGGAAGGGUGCUUUUUGUUGGACAAGAAGAAGGUUGACCCGAGAAAUGGCUGGGCAGUCGUAACAGGUUUGAUACUUGAACUAAUUUUGAUACAUUAUGAUAUAGAAUUCAGUUUUGUUCCUCAGAAAUGUC